AUGCCAAGGAAGCCCAAGUUGACCACCGUCUUUCUGGCAACCUGCACGAGGAAGCAUGGGGUGAAGGCUGCUUUCGAGGUGCUGGCUGCGCUGAUGGACGGCCGCAUGGAAGCCAGCACGUUUCACGUCAACGCCCUCAUUGGCGCCUGCAAUCCCAGAGACUGGGCCUAUGCGCUUUCCAUCCUCUGCGGCUUGACCUCCCUGUCGGCGGAGCGUGAUGUAGUGAGUUUCAACUCAGCCAUCAACGUCUUCGAGAAAUCUUCAUGCUGGCCUCUAGCGGUCAGUGUUCUUAGAGAGAUGUCUACUACGGGAAUGAGUCCGAACGCCAUUGGAUACAGCACGGCUCUAAAUGCAGCGCAGAACGGCUGCCCCUGGGAGCUGUCUUCUAGCAUUCUGAGGGAUGUGCGCGUGGCGACUUUGGACAUCGGCGCCCAGGGCUUCAGCGCCGCGGUGCGGGCCGCGAAGGUCUGGCCCCAGGCGCUCCAGCUGCGCGCGGAGAUGGCCAGGUGCAGGGCACAGCCGGACCAGUGCACCUACAAUGCCGAGCUGCAUGCGAUGAAGUCUUGGCAUCAGGCUGUGCAGCUGUCAAGGACGCUGGCGCCGGAUUGCAUCGCCGCCAACAUGGUGAUCAAUGCCUGCGCAGGUGCCGGCGAGUGGGGGCAGGCUAUGGUGCUGCUCGAAAGCAUGGCGUCGGUGCAGCUGGAGCCAGAUGUGAUCAGCUGCAGCACGGCGCUGGGUGCUUGCGAGAGGAUUGGACAUUGGACGCUGGCAUGCCACUUGCUCGGCCUCGCCACACGCCUUCAGGUACGGCCGAAUUUGGUGACUCUGGGCACUUUGGUGGGAAGUUGCGGCCGAGAAUGGCGGGUGGCCAGUGGCAUCCUGAUGCGUCUUCCGAUGCUUUCGCUGGAGUGCGACACCGUGGCCAGCAACUCUGCGGUCAACUCAUGCGAAAAGGCGACCGCCUGGGAGCCAGCCCUGGGACUUCUACGAGGCACCGCCGACGUGGCCGACGUGGUCGCCUUCACCUCUGCGCUCUGCGCCUGCGCGUCCCGCUGGCGCCUGGCGCUGGCCCUGCUGCCGGAGAUGCGGACGCUGCGGCUAGCGCCGGACGACGUGUGCUUCAAUGCGGCCAUUGACGUUUGUGCAAGCGCUGGGCAGGUCGGCCAGGCUUGGGACCUCUUGCAGGCCUCUGAACGCGUGCUGCGGACACGGCCUAUCUCUUCUUUGCCUUGGGCACUUGCGAGGCUUCAUGUUGCUGAUCCGCACCUGGUGCAGAGCUGCUUUGCAGAGGCGGCGCCGCAGCUGGUAGCCGCCUCAGCGCAGCAACUGGCCACUGUCAUUUGGGCCUUCGCCACGCUGGGGCUCCAGUCCCCGCUCUUCGCGGAGGCCGUUGCCGCGCGUUUGGAUGACUUCGGCCUGGAUGACCUCUCCAUGAUCUCUUGGGCCCUGAUUGGCACAGAUGCAGGUGCCCUGGGUGCAGGGUUGUGCCACCGGGUGCAGGAGGCAGCGGUGAAGCAGAUGCGGCUUGCUGGGCGGCUUCAAGCUGCAAAGCGUGUGGAGGCAGUGCUGGGGGUGGUCUGGGCCUGGAACUUCUUAGGUCUGCUGGGCCGUCCGCUGCUGGCCACCGCACGGCGGACCGUGCUCCGCGCCGCCAGGGCAAAGGACGACCUCAAGGGCACAGAGGACGUGUCAGGCGCUCGGGGUGCGGCCAAACCGGGCAAGGUCGAGGGGACGAAGGUGGUGCCUGCCGUGCACAAAGAUCCCGUGAUUGUUCUGGACCUGUCGGACCGGCUGGUGAUUGGCAAGCCGCCAGGGUGGGAGGUGUAUGGGGGCAUGGUGGCGCGCCAGCUCAGCGAGUUCCUGGCAGGCCAGCGCGGGCGCCGGCCGAUUCUCAAGGACUUGGAGCACGGUUGCGGCUUCAUCCAUCGCCUUGACGUGCCCAGCUCUGGGCUGGUGUUGGCGGGCACCACCUACCAAGCCUGGUAUGACCUGCAGCUCCAGCUGGUCAGCGGCACGCUGCUCCGGGAGUACCUGGUGCUGUGCCACGGGCUCAUGCCCAAGUCCUUCAGAGAGCUGAGGGCCUCUUUGCGUUGGAACGAGUCCCCGGUGUCCGCCGGAAGCUUUGGCAAGCCUUGCCGGACCUUUCUGCGGGUGGUGGGCCACGGCUUCUACCGCUUCCAUCGCCGAGCUGGGAGCCUGCUGGUCAUCCGCAUUGGCACCGGGCGGAAGCACCAGAUCCGAAGCCACGCUGCCUGGGCGGGGCACCCCACCUGGGCAGACGGGAAGUACGUGGCGUGGAGCACCGCCCAGGAGGACUUUGCCUUCUGUGCCCGGAACUUCGUCCACCGGUGCCAUUUGGGCUUCGAUGCUGGGAGGCACGACGUUUGGCAGCCGCUGGCUCCAGAUUUGGUCUCUGCUCUGAAAGAGUUGGAACCCAAAAACGCGGAGUCGAGGCGGGCCUUUCGCGCCUCUUGUGCGGAACGCUUGGAGGACUUUGUGCGCCACCAGUGGGGCGAAAAAAAUGUGCUUGAGACGUUGGAAGUGUUGCAAACAGGUGCGGUUGACACAACGUUUUAG
Effrenium voratum is the source of this 2577-nucleotide messenger RNA. NCBI's taxonomy places the organism in Eukaryota, Dinophyceae, Suessiales, Symbiodiniaceae. The record is from the annotation of a GenBank genome assembly.